Stegodyphus dumicola is the source of this 4665-nucleotide messenger RNA. RefSeq names its product agrin-like. Gene Ontology annotation, biological process: cell differentiation; multicellular organism development. Lineage: Eukaryota; Metazoa; Arthropoda; Arachnida; Araneae; Eresidae. Gene Ontology annotation, molecular function: protein binding; calcium ion binding. The record is from RefSeq and is a predicted model, not a curated record. Gene Ontology annotation, cellular component: extracellular region.
CGAAACGAUUUCUCUCUUCGCUGUUUACGGACGAUCCUAGGCAGUGACGGUUGCGAUUUACUCUUUGUGGCGGUUAAUGUGCAUCAGCCGGCUUUCUAAUGGGUAAGCGUAACCUUGUGAAAGUUGUUGCGUAAACAGUCAUAACAUAUUUUCCUCAAGUAAAGAUAGUUAAGCAAAGUAAAUGAUGUCUGAGGAGUGAAAUACAGGUUUUCAGCUUGGGCAUUUUAAAUACAUUUUCAAUGAAUAAAUAAAUUUUAUGACGAUUAAAAUAAAAUUUUUAGUGUCGGAUGAUGAGCAAACACUUCAUUUUAUUUAAACACUUUCUUUAAACUGCUGACAUUAUUUUGUAUCGCAAACAAAUUAGAACGUUUUAGGUGAUAUUGACCUAAAAUUAUACUUUACGAAAAGGUGCAGAUUCAAUCGAAAACAUUUUAAUCAAAAUUCGUUUGAGAAUGAAAUUUGGCGCAAUAUAGUGAUUAGGUGGUAUAUGUAUAUUUUCAACAUAAAAUGACAAUUCCAUUCAAUGAUGUGAGUUUUCCGUUUCGCUGUUAUUCUUAUUGUUGAAAUGAAAGAUUUGUUUCGAUAGAAAAAGGAAAAUUUACAUAGUUUCCAUAAAUGUAGUUCUGUAAAUUAGGUUACGUUUGAUGUUACCGAUACUUUGCAAUAAAAUUAUUUGCACUUUAUUCUUCCAAAUAGCUUCUCAAAGCAGAAAGUUUCAGCAAUAUAUAUAUAUAUAUAGAGAGAGAGAGAGAGAGAGAAAGUAUCGAAAAAGGCUUAUUAAAAUGAAACCAAAAGCAAACAAAUAUUAUGUAACUUUGUUUUAUUCUACAGUUCUUUCUAAACUUAUAUAAACUCCAACGGAAAAAUAUAUUCGAUAAACAAUGAAUAGCAGAGCAUAUUUCAAUUCAUUUUCCAGUAUGGAUAUGUGGUCUGCAUUUGAAGCUUUGCUGCUAAAAAGGAGCCAAGAUGAGAAUGUCAGAAAUCUACAAAGCUCUUAAUCAAGCAAUGUAUAUCUCUUUUAAAAUGUCUUUUAUAUGUGGACCAUUUCUUACGUGUAAGAUAUUAGCAUUUUCAUCUCAUGAUGUCUUUACACUAACCUGUAAUGAUCUUUUAAGCAAAAAUUACUUGUAAGUAUCACUGGAGGAAAUGACGAUUUACUUAAAAACAGUUUCGCCUGUCAUCUUGAUAAUAUGUGUUGGACUUGUCGAAAAUUGCUACAAAUUUCCAGCUGACAUGACUGAUCCCUGUGAAGACAAGGAGUGUCAUUUCGGCGCCCAAUGCCGACCAUCACCGGACGGUCAGACGAGCGAAUGCGUCUGUCCAGAAAAAUGUGCGACGUAUGGAGAUAGUCGAGGAUCGCGACCUGUCUGUGGAACGGAUGGUCAGGACUAUCCUAACGUGUGUGAACUACGGAGAACUGCGUGUCGAGAGAAGAAAGAGAUAACUGUCAAAUUUCAAGGCAGAUGUGACCCGUGCGAAGAAGUGGAAUGUCCAGCUUCCCAGGUAUGCCAACUGGAUAACAACAGAAAUCCGAUCUGUAGGUGCAACGCUAUCUGUUCUCCUGACUUCAGGCCUGUUUGUGGAUCAGAUGGAAAAACAUACAUCAACGAAUGCACACUUCGGGUGGAGUCCUGUAAAUCUAGAAGGAGUCUGAGGAUCAUCUUCAGCGGCGAAUGCAGUUCAGCAUUUCGCAUGUUAACUCAAGGUGCCAAUCCUUGUGAGAAUCUGCAGUGUGGGCCAGGCCAAGAAUGUGAUAUUGACAGGUAUGGAAUUGCCACUUGCCAGUGUCGUCCGAGCUGUGAACCAGUUAUGCGGCCAGUCUGCGCGGAUGAUGGCAAGACUUACCCCAACGCCUGUGAAAUGAGGAAAAUUGGCUGCCAAGGUCAAACUCUGUUGACUGUCAUCUACCGAGGAGCAUGUGGCGCUCCUGGGACUUGCUUUGAACAUGUUUGCGAACACGGAGCUUUGUGCCUCAUGAAAAACCGGCAUCCUGUUUGUGAAUGUCCUCAGUGCGCGGAAGAAUUUGAUCCUGUCUGCGGCACCGAUGGCAUUUCUUACAUCAAUGAAUGCAAACUCCGUCGAGAGGCGUGCGAACAAAUGAAGAAGAUUGCAGUGGCUUACCAAGGUCUUUGCAGUGGAUGUGAACACAAGCAUUGCGAAUAUUACGCUGCCUGUGAAAGUGAUUCUGAAGGAGUUGGACGAUGCGUUUGCCCUAAAAACUGCGUAAAGGUGGAUGCAGUAAUUUGUGGCACAGAUGGCGUGACGUACAGAAAUGAGUGUGAAAUGAGAGUAGCAGCAUGUGAGAAAGAGCAGUAUGUUAUGGUUGGAUCCCGAGGACCAUGUGAUCUAUGUCAGAAUGUCCACUGCAAGCACGGUGCAAGAUGCGAAGGUGGUCAUUGCAUCUGUGCUUUCGACUGCCCAGAUGCCUACGAUCCGGUGUGUGGUAGCGAUGGAACCACUUACAGGAACGACUGCGAAAUGAGGCGUGGUUCAUGUCAGAAAGGCAUCAACCUAGCUACUGUGUUUUUUGGAGAAUGUGACAGGACGCUUUCCGGGCCAAGAGAAGAACAUGAUGUAAGCAUGCACAGUCUAACUUGUGAGAUGGCCAACUGCCGCUUCGGAGGUGUAUGUGAUCACGACCCCAGAGGAUAUGUGCAUUGCGUUUGCACAUUCCACUGUUCUCCAAUUCGCGACCGUGUCUGCGGAUCCGAUGGAAGACUUUACGAGAAUGAGUGCUAUCUUAGAGAAGAAGCAUGCAGCCUGCAGCAGAAUAUAGAAAUUGUUGCGCCGGAAAACUGUGGAGUUGUCUCACUGAGUGUUUGUCUCCAAUCUCCCUUUGGUUGCUGUCCAGAUGGAAGAACUUUAGCCUUAGGUCCCAAUGCUGCAGGAUGCCCCAGUACUUGCAACUGCAACCGUUUAGGAUCAUACGGCGGGAGUUGUGAUUCCAUAUCUGGUCAGUGUGAAUGCAAAACUGGUGUGGGUGGACUUCGCUGCGACAGAUGUGAGCCUGGAUAUUGGGGUCUCCAUAAGAUAGUGGCGGAUGGGAAUGUUGGUUGUCUUCCUUGUGAUUGCAAUAUGCAAGGUUCUGCCCGUGACGAUUGUGAGCAAAUGACUGGACGAUGUGUGUGUAAACAUGGAAUUCUGGGAAUGAAAUGUGACAUUUGUCCGGAAGGCACAGUUUUGGGACCAGAUGGUUGUAUGGAUGAAUCACUAGCACAGUCUUAUCCUGGGUCAUGCUCUCAACUUCACUGCAAAUUUGGUGCUAUCUGCAAGGAAUCUGGAGGAAGAUCGCAGUGUUUUUGCGAGAUCUCUUGUCCCCCAAUAUCCGCCCCAGCACCAGUUUGCGGAUCAGAUGGAAAUACUUAUGUCACAAAUUGCCAGAUGAGCCUCUUCAGCUGUCGCUACCAGAAGCCAAUCACUGUCAGACAACAAGGACCAUGCAAACCCGGUGGCAUAAUAAUUGGUGCUGAAGACGUCUCUCCCACCGCGGGCCCUGUCAGAAGAUCAACUGUGCAGAAAACCACACUUGAUCAGUAUGAAUCUAAAUCUACUAGGGAUGUUAGCCAUUCAGAACAGUUUUAUCUCAGCACUGGCCCAACAACAUCAAAGACACCAAUAGACAAUACACCCGUAGAAAUCCCAGCAUUUUCCGGAUCUUCUUAUUUGGAACUUCCCAAACUCCAAGCAUAUACGCGUCUUUCUUUAGAACUGGAAUUCAGGUCUUUCGGCAGCAAUGGCAUCCUUUUAUAUAACGGGCAAACGCCCUCCGGAGCUGGAGACUUUGUUUCCCUUUCCGUUAAAGAUGGUUUCGUUGAAUUCAGGUACAACCUAGGUAGCGGCCCCGUAAUACUGAAGUCCCCCCACCGGCUGCAGCAGGGUCGUUUUCAUCGAUUAGUUGCCAAGCGAUACCUCAGGGACGGUGUUCUUACACUAGACGGUCAAGAAGAUGUUGCAGGCCACAGCGAAGGAACUUUGAAAUCAUUAGAUUUAUCAGAGAAUAUGUUUUUGGGUUACAUUCCGAACGAAAACAAAGGCAUUUUCGAGAACAUUGGAAUAUCCAGAGGUUUGACUGGCUGCAUCCGUCGCUUGAGAGUUGGCCAAAAAGAUGUGAAUUUAACGUACCCUUUAUCUAAGGACAUAAUACAGGGCCAAAAUAUAAGGGAGUGUCGCGGACGACCGUGUAAUACGAUGCCUUGCCAAAAUGGUGGGGCAUGCAUACCAAAUGAAGGAGAGACAUUCAAGUGCCUGUGCGCUGAAGGAUUUUCAGGGGAUAUGUGUGAAAAAUCUGAAGAUCCUUGUGCCAGUUUUCCUUGUGCCAACGGAGCUACUUGCAUUUCCCACGCCGACAAUGAGUUUACUUGUAUAUGUGAUAAAGGAUAUAGUGGGAAGUUUUGUGAACAUAAACCGUCCAAGCCAGUUAUCAUCGAAGAAGUCUACAUUCCCGACCUGGACGGGACUGCCUUCCUCGAGUUGCCAACGUUACCGAAUGUGGGUCAGGAGUUUGUCAUUGAGCUCUGGUUUCUGUCGCGAGCUGACGACGGAAUGCUCCUUUACAAUGGGCAAGAAUCUUUAGGAAGAGGAGACUUCGUGUCUCUUAAUUUAUUCAAUCGAUAUGUGCAGUUCCUCUAUGAUCUCGGGAGUGGUGUUGCCAACAUCACGUAAGUA